AAGGAGAACACAGAAGGCAGACGAUCACACCUCCGCCUUAAAAAUAAUUCUGAUCUACUCCGUUUCAAGCUUGUCAUCAGUGUCCUUCUUCUCCACCGUUUAAACCCUAAUCAGGAUAACAAAGCGAUGCACAGUGUUCUCCAGCUUCUUCUUCUUCUUCUCAUCGCCACCGUUGCGAUCUCGAUCCCUGUUUUCGCCGAGGAGAACGAUUCGAUAUACGACGUCCUUCGAGCACACGCCUUGCCUAUGGGGCUAUUACCAAAGGGAGUAAAGGAGUUCAACGUCGACGUGGCGACAGGACAUUUCUCGGUUUUCUUAAACCAAUCUUGCAAGGCCAAGUACGAGAGCGAGAUACAUUACGAAGCCAACAUCACGGGGACGAUAGGCUACGGAAGCAUCGGUGGCUUGACGGGUGUAUCGGCGCAGGAUCUCUUCCUGUGGUUUCCGGUUAAAGGGAUCCGUGUGGACAUACCUAGCUCCGGCGUUAUAUACUUCGAUGUCGGAGUUGUUCGCAAGCGGUAUCCCAUGUCUCUGUUCGAGACUCCGAGAGAUUGUGUCGCUGUUGUUGAGAAGGUAUGGACUUUGGUUUUACCGAGUUUGAAUCUCUUGUCGGCAUUGUAAUAGGUUAUGUAAUAGAUUUGUGGAACUUGCCAUGUCUGUAAGUUGGAAGGAAGGUGUUGGAGAGUUUUGUUUGAGAUGUCCAGAUUCAUCACAUGUGACCUGAAAUGUUUUUUGAAUUUUUGUUUUGAUGUUUUGUACUUUGUCAUGCAUCUUUCUUUCUCCUUGUAACAUAAUACAUAAUCUAUUGUAUGAUAUAUAUUUGCCCAUUU
Brassica oleracea var. oleracea is the source of this 830-nucleotide messenger RNA. RefSeq lists its product as uncharacterized. The transcript has a single exon. NCBI's taxonomy places the organism in Eukaryota, Viridiplantae, Streptophyta, Magnoliopsida, Brassicales, Brassicaceae. The record is from RefSeq and is a predicted model, not a curated record. Bases 127 to 621 code for a protein of 164 amino acids.